AUGUCAAAAAAACCUAUUGGAAUAGCCUUCAAACCUCGAGAGCCGUACACUAAUAGAAUCAAAAGAAUUCUUGAAGAUUAUCCAGAUGGUUCCCAAAUUCUCAGAGAAAUUCUUCAGAAUUCUGAUGAUGCUAAAAGCACUGAACAAAUAUUUAUUCUCGACUAUAAUAAUUAUCCGUCGACUCGAUUAUUUGAGCCUUUAUUGUCUAACUGUAAAACAAAAAAUUUAAAACUUGAACGUUAUCAAGGACCUGCUUUGCUAUCAAAAAAUGAUACUAUUUUUGAUGAAAGAGAUUUUUCCUCUUUAUUGAAGUUGGCUGAUAGUGAAAAGCGUGAUCAAUUUGACAAAAUUGGAGUUAUGGGUGUUGGCUUCAAUUCAAUUUAUCAUAUAACCGAUUCUCCUUCAUUUAUUACUGAUAAGAAGUAUGUGAUUCUUGACCCACAUGAAUAUUAUUUCGAAGGAGGGCGUGUUUAUGAUUUCGUUGAAGAUGAUUUGCAAAAUUUUUAUAACGAUCAAAUUUUGCCAUUCUCAAAGCCCUUUGGCAACAUUAAAUUCAACAAACCAUUCAAUGGAACAAUUUUUCGUUAUCCACUAAGAACUGAGCAAGAUUCUAUUGAUUCUAAUAUUUCUAAAAUAAGCUAUAGUCCAAAGAAAAUAUUGGAAAUGUUUGAAAAUUUUUAUCAAAAAGAAAGUGUCAAUUGUUUACUUUUCUUGAAAUACAUCGAAACCAUUUCUUUCUAUGAAUUUAAAAAAGGUGCUGUGAAACCUGACUUGUUAUACAAAAUCGAGUUAAAAAAUGCUGAUGAAGUUAGAAGUCAACGUCGAUUAGUUGUCGAACAAAUCAUCAAACAAAUGAAAAUUUUUCAAGAUCAUAAGCAACGAGUUGACACCAGGUAG
Entrophospora sp. SA101 is the source of this 897-nucleotide messenger RNA. NCBI's taxonomy places the organism in Eukaryota, Fungi, Glomeromycota, Glomeromycetes, Entrophosporales, Entrophosporaceae. The record is from the annotation of a GenBank genome assembly.